This is a messenger RNA of Macrobrachium nipponense, 669 nucleotides long. RefSeq lists its product as uncharacterized. The transcript has a single exon. The record is from RefSeq and is a predicted model, not a curated record. Gene Ontology annotation, molecular function: nucleic acid binding. NCBI's taxonomy places the organism in Eukaryota, Metazoa, Arthropoda, Malacostraca, Decapoda, Palaemonidae. Bases 1 to 669 code for a protein of 222 amino acids.
AUGCCGAGGUCCCCAUGGAAGGGAGGCUUCUUUGAACGCUUAAUAGGAGUAGUCAAGCACAUGUUGGAGACUACCUUACAGUGCAACGUCUUCAGCGAAAACCAUCUUUGCUCCCUCGUUAAAGAAGCUGAAGCCAUAGUCAACCACUGCCCCAUCAUGUACACGGGGGAUAUACGGAAAGACGAAGUGCUUACGCCCUCUCACUUAAUUCGGGUCGACUUAGUGAGACUGCUACCGCCAGUUGUUCCUCAUGAAGAGGUGUACCAGACCAUGACAACCAAGCCAUUAAGACAUAAAUAUUUUCAACUCACUGAAGCCCUCGAAUGCUUCAAGCAGUGCUGGCAACUUGGUUACCUGAGGCUGCUUCAAGAGCGCCACAAUUUCAGGGAGAGCCCGGCUACUAUGCUGCAAAUUGGCGACAUUGUUUUAGUGAAGACUGAGCAACAAAAGCGCAGUCAAUGGCCCUUGGGCAAAAUCAUUGCCAUUUACCCUGACAAUCACGGGGUGAUAUUAUGUUAUCUAAAGGUUCUCUUUGAAGGCGAGGAGCACCUGAGAGCAGUGGAACACACUGUGCGGCUAGAAGUGAAUACCCACGACGACAAGAGGGAAUCCAGUAGGGAACAGAACAGCAGGGAAAGUGAGUCAGAAGCAGGAGAUCUGGGCAAGUGA